AGAACAUGUUUGAGCCUGCAGUCCAAAACCCAUUGUAUAUAUAAACCUCCUCCUUUUGCUUUGUUAUUCACUCCACCAUUUCCUCUCAUACUUUUCUUCCUUCUUUAAUUUGUCUCUCUACACAAGAAUUUCUUAGCCAACUUCCUAUCAUCCUUCAAUGGUUAUAGAAGCAGAGGUGGGGCCUAGGGUUGUUCUAACAACACCCUUAUCGUUGGAGGAGGAAUCAGAUGCUGAUUACAGAGCACCUAAUCUGCUCCAUCGAAUUUUAAGCCUUUUCACAAGUGUACGGCCAGGAUCUGAUCUCACUCGUAUACAGCUACCUCCACUAUUCAACCUCCCAAAAUCACAGCUGCAAUGCUAUGGGGAAUCAGUGUAUUGUAUCAACAAUGACAUGUUAAGCAAGUGUGGGAAAGGGGAGAAUUCACUUGAAAGGUUGACAGCAGUGGUGGGUUGGAGCAUAUCCACUUUGAGGCCUUUAAUAUUUGGUGUGGCUCCUUAUAAUCCUAUUCUUGGUGAGACUCAUCAUGUCUCUAGAGCCUCUCUCAAUGUCCUUUUGGAACAGGUCUCCCACCAUCCACCAGUGACUGCUCUUCAUGCAACUGAUGAGAAAGAGAAUAUUGAAAUGAUAUGGUGCCAUAAUCCUGUCCCAAAGUUCUAUGGUACAAAAAUAGAAACUGAGGUACAUGGAAAAAAGGAGUUGAAGCUUCUAAAUAGGCAAGAAAACUAUGUAAUGAACUCACCAAAAUUGGUGAUUAGACUUCUUCCAUUUCCUGGUGUUGAUUGGGUUGGAAAUGUAACAAUUAAGUGUGAAGAAACUGAUCUUCAAGCUGAUUUAUAUUACAAAGGAGCUUCUUUCUUAAGCAAUAGAGGAAAUAGAUCAAUUAAAGGCAGGAUUUUUGUGACUUCAACUUCAAAGACAAUUUGUGAGAUCAAUGGCCAUUGGGAUAGAACUGUGACAACUAAGGAUAUAACUACAGGAAAAGUAAAUGAGAUUUACAAUGCAAAGGAAGCACUAUCUGGGAUGAAGACUCCUAUUGUGAAAGAUCCAAAGGUUGUUAUGACAAGUGAAUCAACAGUUGUAUGGGCAGAAGUAAGUCAAUCAAUCCUAAGUAGAAAUUGGGAUAAAGCAAAGGAAGCAAAGACAAUAGUAGAAGAAAAGGAAAGAGAAUUUGCAAAAGAAAGAAAAUUCAAAUCUGAAAUUUGGAUUCCAAAACAUUUUAGAAUAUCAUAUAGCAAGGAGUUUGGGUGGGAGCCCACACCAAAUGAUAGGUGGGUCCCACCAGCUCCUAUUAUUGUUCCUACUUGAUCAAAUUUUAAUAAUAAUUUUAGGUCAUUUUCCUUCAUUAAAUUCAUAUGUUCUAAUAUUUGUAUUGAUGUAAGAUGCAGUUGUGUACCUAGAGAUAUUGUUAAUUAAUGGCUACUUGUCUCACUCUUAA
Molecule: messenger RNA, 1436 nt
Organism: Solanum dulcamara
Lineage: Eukaryota; Viridiplantae; Streptophyta; Magnoliopsida; Solanales; Solanaceae
Product: oxysterol-binding protein-related protein 4B-like
Exons: 7
Coding region: 158-1306 (382 amino acids)
Cellular component (GO): membrane; intracellular membrane-bounded organelle; cytosol
Molecular function (GO): sterol binding
Source: RefSeq, a predicted model, not a curated record